ACAAAGUAACAAUUUAAAAACGAUAACGAAGUUCGAUAAGUUUAAACAGUAUGGGAUUGACAUAAGCCGCGUUAAGUCACGUGGUCAAUCGUCAUCGUUAUCGUAAGUUGGUAGACAAUGUUAUAAUUCAUAACGAAACCAUAACGAAACGAAUCGAUAUCGCGUUUAUCCCAUACAAAUGCGUAGACAAGCAGCACUUUCGGUGUUCGUUAUUGUCUCGAUCGUGAUCGUCAAAAAAGAUAACGAAACGAACGUUCAAACGUUGUAGUUAUCGUUACAAUAUGGCCGAAUUUCAUUAAGCAGCUGAUUUUAGACGUCAAGUGUUCACUGAGUUCACUCUGAAGUUUCUUUUCUCGCGAAGUUAAUAUAUUUUAAAAUGCAUUCGCUACGUUUAUUGUGGGCUGCACACAAUGAAAACACCUGGGAGAGGCGCCAAAAGCGUACAUUACACCGAAGGCAAUUGGAAACAAUUCAAGAAAUGCCAGAAUUGUUGUUCAUGCAACAUUUCAGGCUUAACAAAAAAACCUUUCGAAAGCUAUGCAGCGACUUAAAAAGUCAUACCCUAUUGAAAGGUUCAUCUGAGAUUUCCCUGGAAACAAAGGUGCUAUGUGCUCUUAGCUUUUUAGCUACAGGGUCGUACCAAAAAAUUGUGGGUGUGGGCCACUAUUUGACACAGCGGACAACAAGUCGCUGCAUCAGAGAGGUAGUAAACGCCCUUAACCAUAAUUGGAUGGUCAGUAGGUGGAUAGUAUUUCCACAAACACCUCAGGAGAGAUCCAUAAUCAAAGAGAAGUUUCAAAGGUCACAUAAUUUGCCUGGUGUGAUAGGGUGCAUUGAUUGUACCCACAUUGCAAUUGUGAGACCGGCUGAGGAAGAACAUUUAUUUUAUAAUAGAAAAGGAUUUCAUUCCUUAAAUGUUCAAAUGAUAUGUCAUUAUGAUUUAAAAAUAACCAAUGUGAACACAAAAUUUGGUGGAGCUGCUCAUGACUCCCACAUAUGGUCAGCGAGUCAUGUGGGCUCAUACAUGGAAGGGCUGCAUGAAAGUGGUGAACAUGUUUGGUUACUUGGAGAUUCUGGCUAUCCACAGCGCCCAUGGUUAAUGACGCCCAUAUUAAAUUGUGAACCAGGGUCGCAAGAAGAUACCUAUACAAGACGUCAUGUCCAAGCGAGGUCUCGCAUUGAACGCUGCUUCGGAUUACUCAAGGCUCGAUGGAGGUGUAUGCUUCGACACAGAGUCCUUCAUUAUCACCCGGAGAUGGCUAGUAAAAUUAUAAAUGCAUGUUGUGUGCUGCACAACAUUGCAUUACAUGCUAGUAUACCACCUCCGAGUGAUAUGCCAGCCGGAAGCUUAGAAGGUAGUGAAGAUGAUGCUGUACACCAUAGCACCUCCAUCAAUGAUAACCAAAAUGAGUUAAUCCGAGGCAGGGCUAUGCGAAGCCGCUUAGUUAGUAGGAUGUGAUUAUGUUAAUAAAUAAAAUUAAGUUGAAAAUUUGUA
Molecule: messenger RNA, 1495 nt
Organism: Trichoplusia ni (cabbage looper)
Lineage: Eukaryota; Metazoa; Arthropoda; Insecta; Lepidoptera; Noctuidae
Product: putative nuclease HARBI1
Exons: 5
Coding region: 377-1459 (360 amino acids)
Source: RefSeq, a predicted model, not a curated record